AGGCCGGACCAAACUCAGACAUCUGGAAACUUUUGAAACUAGAGUAAAGCUUCCCAGAUGGAAAAAUACAUCAAGUCCAAAGGUUGGGAAUCAGGAAUGAAGACAAACUCAUUGGGGGAAGAGAAGCACGGGGGAGAGAGAACAGCAAAGAAAGAUUCUUGAAACGUAUGCUGCUGCUGCUGCUGCUGCUUCAGGACAAAGAAAGCAAGCAAGAGGAAAAGCAAGGGAUUUGAAAGUGGGAGUACAAAACGCAAGCUAACAGCAACAACAUUAGACAUCCUCAAGGAUGUCAGCAUCUCGCAAAUGUUUGUGCUGCGUCAAAUAUGUGAUGUUUGUCUUUAACCUCAUCUUCUGGCUGGGAGGAUGUGGAUUGUUCGGCGUAGGAGUGUGGCUGUCCUUCACCCAGUCCGAGUUUUCAUCUCUUCCGCUCUCCUUUCCGUCGCUCUCGGCAGCCAACCUGCUGCUGGUGGCCGGCGGGAUCACCAUGGUAACGGGCUUUCUCGGCUGUCUCGGGGCCCUCAAGGAGCAACGCUGCCUGUUGUGCAUGUUCUUUGUUAUCCUGUUGCUCCUGGUCCUGACAGAAAUCGCUCUAGCGCUGGUCGUACACAUCUUUCGAGAUAAGCUGGAUUCCAAAGCACAGGGUGAAUUAAAGGAAGGGAUGAAAAGUUAUGAAUCGGAUCCUGGGCUGAAGAAAUCUUGGGAUAAUGUCCAAAAAAUGUUCAAAUGCUGCGGCGUGACCAACCAAAGCGACUGGUACGAAGUACUCAACGGAACGCUGCCGUCGUCCUGCUGCUCCGUCGGGAUUGACCAAUGCGCUGACGGAUGGAAAGGGCUCGUUUACACCGAGCCUUGUUAUAACAAGGCCAGGGAUUGGCUCCUGGAAAACAUUCCAUCCGUUUUGGUGUUUGGCGUGUGCGUUGGUGUUGUGCAGAUCUUGGCCCUGGUGUUCUCCAUGCUGAUGUACUGCCAAAUCAUGUGUGCUGAGAAGUAUUUGGACUGAGUGUGAGUGAGCUGCAUUUCCUCUUUGUUACGCUCGUAAAUCAAUGCGCUUAAUCGGAUCAAUAGCAUUUUUUUGUCCAUCUGCUUUGGACAAAGUCAAUUAUAAUGAUUGAGAGCUCUUUUACGACAAAGCCAUUAGAAGAUGACUGGAUAAUAACUAAGAGAGAUCUUGCUCAUCUUGCCCUCGUUAGGAUCACGGGUGAGCUGGAGCACACCUUUCCAUGUUCUUGGAAUGUAAAAAGAAAUAUACAGACAUUCAAUUGAAGGCAACUACAGGAAUAGUCAUCCAGAAUAUAGAAGGCAUGGAAAGUGCAAGUGCACAAAGUAAAAUAUGUGCGACGAUUCAAUACGGGAUCUUUGUCUUACUGAAGGUUGUUUAUACAACAUGUAAAAUAUGUUAUAAUACCAAUUUGCAUAUAUGUAUUUGUGAUAUGAAUUUAUUUCUGCACUAUGUUCCCAGGCUGCUUUUUUCAACAGUUAUGGGAUUUGAUGAAUGUUUUUGUUCUUCUUUUUGAUUUGUUAUUGUGCCUUAUGUUGUCUGACGUCUCCUUUUGUUUUGUGAGUAACUCAUAAUUGAUGGCUCUAAAUUAACUAUUGCAGAUCUGAGCUGAAAUGCAUCAAAAAGCAUUAUACAGGAUUCCUUCCAGUCAAUAUUUUAUUUCCAAAAUCUUUUUUUUUUUCAGACCAAGAUCUUAUUUGCAUUCAAUCAAGUGAUAAUGUUUUGUAUUGUAUCACAUUCCCUUUGUCCACUCUCAAUUUUUGUACAGUGCAAAAAGAGCAAUUUUAUAAUAAAGCUCAUUGAGCAAGCAAAUA
Molecule: messenger RNA, 1812 nt
Organism: Syngnathus typhle (broad-nosed pipefish)
Lineage: Eukaryota; Metazoa; Chordata; Actinopteri; Syngnathiformes; Syngnathidae
Gene: tspan4b
Product: tetraspanin 4b
Exons: 8
Coding region: 287-1000 (237 amino acids)
Cellular component (GO): membrane
Source: RefSeq, a predicted model, not a curated record